GCACACUUUUCAGAGUUAGUUGAGGUUAGUUUCAUGGCAAAAUUGGAAUCAGAUACUUAUUUACGCAACAAAUAGCAGCCAGUGAGAACGUGUGUGACAGUGCAUAAUACAAUUUUCGUCCACAUGGCCGCCACCGCAGUAGCAAAAGUCGGAAAAACAGUUCACCGCAUAUUCGUGGGCAACUUGCCUUGGACGGUGGGGCAUCAGGAAUUGCGGGGCUAUUUCAAAGAGUUCGGACGUGUUGUGUCAGCCAAUGUUAUAUUUGACAAAAAGACUGGCUGCUCCAAAGGGUACGGAUUUGUAAGCUUCAACGGUAUCGGCGCGCUCGAGAAGAUUGAAAACGAGCAAAAACACAUACUGGAGGGUAACUACUUGAAUAUACAAAAAUCGUAGGCGCCGGACGUAAUACAUCAAAUAUAGCAUUUGGAACGUUUAGUCUGUAGUUUAUUAUUAAGGCAAUCAGUUAGUCAAUCAGUCAUUCAUACACAACACACACUGAUGCAGAUUUAGGAAGCUUGGCCGGCGAGUACGAGGAGUUCGAGGA
Messenger RNA from Scaptodrosophila lebanonensis, 544 nucleotides. RefSeq names its product SRA stem-loop-interacting RNA-binding protein, mitochondrial (gene SLIRP1). Bases 124 to 393 code for a protein of 89 amino acids. Gene Ontology annotation, molecular function: RNA binding. The transcript has 3 exons. The record is from RefSeq and is a predicted model, not a curated record. NCBI's taxonomy places the organism in Eukaryota, Metazoa, Arthropoda, Insecta, Diptera, Drosophilidae.